This is a messenger RNA of Saccharomyces kudriavzevii IFO 1802, 888 nucleotides long. RefSeq names its product Csi1p (gene CSI1). The coding region runs from base 1 to 888 and encodes 295 amino acids. The transcript has a single exon. NCBI's taxonomy places the organism in Eukaryota, Fungi, Ascomycota, Saccharomycetes, Saccharomycetales, Saccharomycetaceae. The record is from RefSeq and is a predicted model, not a curated record.
AUGGAUCAUCUAAAGUUCAGUCCCUUAGCCAUAUCAGAAGCCAAUUUCCUGCAUGAAUCAUCGUUUGAUUCGAUAGACCACUCCUGGUUCUUAUUGUUAGGCUUCGAACAGGAUCAUGAAUAUGAGGUCUACAUGCCGAUAAACAGUAAUGAAGCAGGCUCACAGUGGUACGUUGAAAAGGUCAUACGAAUUCCGGUACAGGGAAACGAACAAAUCAAUCAAGAAGGUCUAGAAAGAAGAAUUAACUUAGCAAAAGUCACUCAAAGAAAUAUCCAUAUACUCGGAAUUCUGGAUUUAUAUCAGUUGGAACAGGACAAAAAAACUAACAAUGAAGUGACGAAGAACAUCCUUGCCCAAUUGACACCCUUAGAAUUGAGGUACCUGAUCAGGUAUAACGUGUCUCCCCCUCACGCUUCCUACCAAGAAGUUACUAAUAGUGUGAAGGGCUUUCAAAUUAAAAACCGGGUCCAGUUAGGUGCAGAAAUCACCCUUGAAUUUCUGAGAGAUAGAGUGCAAAUCGAUGAUAUGAAUGAUAGAUACCAGAUUCUCAUACCUGAUAAUGACAUGGGUCCGAAUUGUGGCGAAUUGCAGCUAAUCGAUAUGAAAGACAAAGAAAUCAAUAUUCAAGAAUAUAAUAAUAAUGCCGUAAAAAAACUGAUCGGGAGGAUUAAUCGAAUGAUAAAGUUCUUAGAAAGUUAUGACACCAACGGCAAAUCCUUCUUCGCCAGAAGAGACGUGAUACUUCGGAAAAUAGCAAUGCUCGUAACACAAUUACAAAGAGGCGGAACAAGCGAUAUGAAUUACUUACUAGAUAACAAGAUCAAUGAAAUCAGACUGUUGGAAAUUUCGUGCAAACAAUGGGAAAUCUCGAACGCAUUAAAAAAAUAG